Nylanderia fulva is the source of this 2477-nucleotide messenger RNA. RefSeq lists its product as uncharacterized. The record is from RefSeq and is a predicted model, not a curated record. Gene Ontology annotation, biological process: regulation of gene expression. Gene Ontology annotation, cellular component: nucleus. Lineage: Eukaryota; Metazoa; Arthropoda; Insecta; Hymenoptera; Formicidae.
GCCGGUAGGCGUGGUCUCCAGGUAGCACACGAGACCGGUGCGCAGGUGAGAGAAGAGUGAAACCCAGAGUGAGAGACCGAGUAAGGGGAAGCUACGAGCCAGCCACAGCCGACAGGCAACGCACAACGCACGCACGCUCAUCCGCAACACGCGAGAGAGACCGUGCGUGCCCUCCUCGGCCACACCGGGGUCAGUCGGGGUCCUGCUCUUACUCAGGAUACUCCGAGAGAGGAAAAAGCUCUGACAGCCGCAGCUACCUUGGAAAUCCUAGUCGCUGCUCCCGUUUAACCAUAUAUACGCGGUUGCUCCGAUCGUCCGCGAAAAGCAACAAGAGGUCGACUUUGAAGCAUCUUUGACGUUUCGAGAUUUCAAGUCUUCGAGAUUGCGAUCGGAGAGGAAAGGCAUCCGAGUGAUGGUUUACGUUCGCCACGAUCGACCUUGAUGAACCACGUGGAACGCUCCUGGAAGGAGACUCGGCGAACGGGACCUGUUUCGAGAUCGUCCGAGAGAACAUUUCCGCGGUUUUUUUUUCUUUUCGAGCCGCACGCGUGUUUCCGCGACCGGUAUCUGUGCGAUAAACGACGUGUGUCGUUUGGAAGUUUGACGUUUGCUGGAGAGAUUUGUGUGAUAUACACGGACACGUAUAGUGCCGGGAAUUGAUAUAGUGCACGAUUCUCCAUAUGAACCGCAGAGAAUUUUAGCGCAACCUUCUUGCCACGACACCUGAACGUGAUGUGUGAAGCGGUACCACGAACUUGGUACAUGAAACCGGAACUUCAUUGCAAUCCCGUUGGAGUUCCGGCGGGCGCCUUGUCACCCCCGGCCACCCUUUCGCCACCGGGUAGCCCAAGCAUAAUCACGCUGCCAUCCUCGCCUUGGAGCCCAGGUAUACCGAGGAGCAGUUCGAGCACCAUUGCCUCCGCUAAUGCACCUUCGGGCCAUUGUCAACCCGUCCCCGAUCGUUUCAGCGCCUUCACCCUCGUCUCAAAUUACAAUCCCGAUUUGAGACUGCAAAAUCUACCACUCAGCGCUACCGUUGCCGCGCGAGAUAUGCGGUGCGGACUGAUGUACGGCGGAUACGGAGCAUCCGGAGGUGCCUGGUGGGCUCGUCACAUGGGCCUGUUGCUGCCACAUUCUUUGCUCCCGCCUACAAGAAUCCCGUCCCAACAAACGACACCGGUCACAAAUUGCUCGCCCAUUCAUCCAGAACCUCUCAGUCCGGCGCGUCCCGGAUCGCCGCGAAGAUGCACGCCGGAGAAAGCCAAAUUCGAAGAGGAAGUGCCAUUGAACCUCAGCACGAAACCGAGCGACGUCUCAUCGAAUAUCGGCAACAGGAAAAGUGAAAUCUGGUCACCGGGUUCGGUGUGCGAGAGAGAGGCCAGGGAAACGAGAGCACCGUCCUCCAGGAGUCCGUCCUCGACCCCUAUAAUUACGCGGCAAAUUCAUCACUCGCCGCUUACUCCGCCUUCCUCGACGGAAAGAACUUUUCAAUGUAAGCAGUGCGGUAAAGCCUUCAAACGGUCAAGCACACUCAGCACUCAUUUGCUGAUUCAUUCUGACACGAGGCCUUAUCCCUGUCAAUAUUGUGGCAAAAGGUUUCAUCAGAAGUCGGAUAUGAAGAAGCACACCUACAUCCAUACCGGUGAGAAACCGCACAAGUGCGUGGUGUGCGGCAAGGCGUUCUCGCAGAGCAGCAACCUGAUCACGCACAUGCGUAAGCACACCGGCUACAAGCCGUUUCAGUGCGGCCUAUGCGACAAGGCGUUCCAGAGGAAGGUCGACCUGCGAAGACACCGAGAAGGUCAGCAUCCGGCGGCGCCGGCGCUCGACUAUCGCUCUCUGCAGAUUCCGCCGCAGCAGCCGAACGGCAACAGCCGGCGCACGUCACCGGUGCCGCCGCAUUCGGCGCCUUCGACGGCUUCGACGGCUUAUCGUAUGAUAUCCGUGCCCGGCAGCAGCUGAGACCCGUUCACCUGACAGACGAACGUCCUGUCCGCGAACGCAGCGGUGCUUCGAACCGAAUAAUCUCUUUCAUCCCACUCGUCUGAGCGGUACGUAUCUCCCGUCAUCGCGUAGUAGAUCGUAGCCCAUUGAAGGCGAAAUACAAACGUGAGAUCGAUCGCCGGAGAAGCGAGAUGUCGUAUAUAGAUAUGAUAUAAUCCGGACGUUGGUUGGAAAGGGUAAUGCGUUUCGAGUACGUGCAUCGUGAACGUAAAUCGUUGAAAUAGCAAAACACGAGCGUAUUUAAUAGGCGAGAAAUGUAAGAUUGAAUUUACAGUAAUUCAUUGUGUCAAAGAGGCAACUAAUUCCGGUGCUCGCUAUGUUCAACUUCAUCUUACGUCGCGAACGCUUCACAGUAAAUCGAAAAUAAGUAUGCACUUACGUGUGCACUUAUGUUAGCCACAAAAAAAAUUUAACUUCUUUAUCCGAAUAUUUCUCUCUAAAAUAACAAAUUAAAAAUUUUAAAACAAAAAAUU